Messenger RNA from Mycena citricolor, 1535 nucleotides. NCBI's taxonomy places the organism in Eukaryota, Fungi, Basidiomycota, Agaricomycetes, Agaricales, Mycenaceae. The record is from the annotation of a GenBank genome assembly.
CACGCCCACACUAUCCCCGCAUCAGGAGUCAGCAAACGUUCAGUCGACCGUCGGUUUGUGCCGAAUCCUGACGUUCGACAUCCCCCUCUGAUUGAUCGAUGCUCAGUAGAGAAAUGUGCACCAGCGACAGGUGUUGAUGCUAUCGCUGCGCGUCCGUCUCGUUGAAAAACCGGACGCUGGCGCGGAAUCCCGGGUUCAGAUAAAUUUUAGAAGUGGUUCAAAGCGAUCCGUGUCAUAGCAGAUCAUGUUGGAGCGGUGUCGAGAUGACUAGGCCUCAAGUCCUUUCCCCUGCAAAAUUCAGCCGCGAAGCCGCUUCCCCGAAGGUCAGUAGGCCCGCCUAACUAUUGCCUCAAACUUUCGCCUCUUCCUAAUCUGUCAUGGCGACCCGUGUGGUCCGUUGCCUGUGCUGAUCUAGCGCGUGGUGUAAGAAUGGGACUCGAGGUUGACGGUCUAGACUUUUGGAACACCUGAUGACAGAAUCAAGGAUCAAGAAUGUCACAUUGUCGCACGAAAGAGCCUUGAUUGUGGUCUCAUCCGUCCACUUCGAUGUUCGCCUGUAAUGGUUCUUGCAGUAUGGAAAAAAAGGACAACGACCACCGCGUGGAAAACUGCUCGUGCGAUUCCGACACCCGUGGUCCUUGUCUAUCGAAAUUCUGUCGACUGUGCUUACUACAGUGGGAGGUUUCCGGCGCGGGUGGAUUCUUGACGCCACGGAGAUUACAGCGUUGUCGCGACUGGACUGCCAUCAAGCGAUCCAUUCCCACAGAAAAAAAGAUUCUUGGGUCAAAAUGAAUAUAAAAGGCGCGUCUGACGAGCGAGCAUCUCCAAGCCAGCCCCUCAAAUUAAAAUGCUUAACGGCCUCUCAAUCUUCACUCGCCUUGCCGUCGUCUUUGCUUUCUGUUCCGUCACCGUUCUCGCCGUUGCGGACGCUGCUCCAACUUCGCCCACCCAAAAUCCUGUCCUCCGGACAUUGACCGCACACACCAUGCAGCUCGUGGAAGUGACUACGCCGGUGUCCUAUGAUGAAGUCACCGCGCGCCUGUACGCGCUUCUGGGCCCAUUGAAUUCUGCGGACGUUCUUCACGGCGCCACCUCUGUUGCUGAUCUUCAGGAAAGAGUCGGGGCCGUGCUCGGCUCCAGUGGAUUCAUGCACUUCAUCGAAUUCGACCACGGCGCCUGGCAUCAACUUUUCUACUCGACCCCUACCCCGCGAUUCAAGAUCUACGUCUUUGGCAAUCCUCUCAUCGCUGAAACGAUGGUCCAAUUCGACCUCCGUGCCGGAUACAACGUGCCGCCUCGUCUGAUGAUCAUAGAGAACGGGAAUGGAACGAAGAUUGUGCACCAUCUUCUGUCCUCCGUCAUUGAUAUGUCGGGGCCGGCCAACCUGACGGUUGCCGCGGCGGCUCUGGAUUCACGGUUUGAGGCGGUCGUGAACAGCAUAACUGCUGCUGUGUGAUAUGGAGUGUGAUAGAUCUUCAGUAAAUUAUCGAGCUUCCAAAAUUCCGACUUACAUUCUGUCUACGCUUCUCUAGAAC